Prorocentrum cordatum is the source of this 1260-nucleotide messenger RNA. The record is from the annotation of a GenBank genome assembly. NCBI's taxonomy places the organism in Eukaryota, Dinophyceae, Prorocentrales, Prorocentraceae.
AUGGGCUCGGAGCCCUUGCCAUUGGCGGAGCGGACUUUCCUGGCGGCCUGCACGAGGUGCUCGGCGCAGCUGCGGAUCGUGGACGACCUACCUGCCUCGGCCGAGCAGGUGGUGCGGGACUCCUUCCGAGGCUCCCUGGGGGAUUCCUUCGUGGUGGUGCCGCGGAGCGACCCCGACGAGUUCGUAGAGCGCCCCGCGCAGGCACGGACGGAUGGCGCGCCGCUGUCCGUGGCCAGCCUGGAGAAGGUGACUCGCAUCGAGCGCAUCAUGUCCCUGGCCUCUGGGCAGACAGACCAGGACCAUCCCGUCUGCGCCGACUGCCUGCGCCUCACGGUGGCCGAGGUACAGCGGCAGGUGGACCAGGCCGCGGACGAGCACCGCGCCUACCAGGAGGCGCACGGCAGGCUGCGGGAGGAGCUGGAGGCCUUCUCCGCGGAGGAGGCGGCCCAGCUCGAGGCCGACAUUGCCGAGCUCGAGGCGGAAGAGGAGCGCCUCACCGCCGAGCUCGCGGGUCACUGCCGGGAGGAGGCGCAGCUGCGGGAGGAGCUGGAGCGGCAGCGGCGGCAGGAGGAGCAGCUGCAGCGGGGGGAGGAGGAGUUCUGGCUGAGCGCCGCCGAGUACGAGCUCGACGCCGAAGAGGGCGAGGAGGAGCGGGCCGUCACGCAGAGCGCCAUCCAGUACGCCACCAGCGAGCUGCACAGACUGAAGCGCACGAACGUGCUGAACGACAUGUUCUUCAUCAAGGACGAGGGGCAGUUCGGGACCAUCAGCCGCUUCCGCCUGGGCCGGCUGCCGGACCACCCCGUGCAGUGGGAGGAGAUCAACGCCGCUUGGGGUCAGGCCUGUCUGCUGCUCGACGCGCUUGUCAAGAUGUCUGGUACCUGUCUUCAGCAGUACAGGUUAAAGCCCAACGGCAGCUACAGCUCCAUACAGGCCGGCGGGGACGUUCUGGGCUUGUACAGCGGUGACGGCGGGCUCACAAGCUUCUUCCUCGACCGGCGGUUUGACCAGGCCAUGGCCGCCUUCCUGAAGUGCUUGCACCAGGUGGCGAAGACCCUGGCGCCCCACAAGAUAGACCAGCUGCCCUACAAGAUCGAUGGCGACAAGGUAGGGGGAUUCUCCGUCCGCCAGCAGUUCAAUCAGGACGAGAAGUGGACGAAGGCCCUUAAGUUCAUGCUGACGGAUCUGAAGUGGCUCAUUCCGUGCGCACAGGCGCGAGAUCUGGCAGACAGAGGGGUUGCAGUCGGGCAGUCCUCGUAG